Messenger RNA from Carya illinoinensis, 951 nucleotides. Its product is annotated as calmodulin-like protein 3. Lineage: Eukaryota; Viridiplantae; Streptophyta; Magnoliopsida; Fagales; Juglandaceae. The record is from RefSeq and is a predicted model, not a curated record. The transcript has a single exon. Gene Ontology annotation, molecular function: calcium ion binding. Bases 261 to 722 code for a protein of 153 amino acids.
UUAAUGGAUAUGCUCUAUUUUCACUCAACAACCCUAAAGAACGUCCACCGCACAUUGUCAAGUUGUUUACGUACUCAACAACCCAGGCCAACCGUCUAGAUGAAGAUUUUCCAUUUUGGCAACCUUCUUAAAUCCAUUUGUUUUUCUUUCUGUCUCAGUUUGUUUCACCCGAACUUAAUUAAUGAUCAUUUCCUUCUUCUCUUUUGGCUUCAAUCGUUUUGUUAAUUUCCAUUCUACCAUUUCCGGUGAUCAUCAUCAUCAUGGACCCAGCAGAACUUCGGCGUGUUUUUCAAAUGUUCGAUCGCAACGGGGAUGGCCGGAUCACGAGGAAGGAGCUUAGCGACUCGUUACAGAACCUCGGCAUCUUCAUCCCAGAUAAAGACAUGAUCCAGAUGAUUGAAAAGAUCGACGCGAACGGCGACGGAUACGUGGAUAUCGAUGAGUUCGGAGCAUUGUAUGAAACGAUAAUGAAUGAGAGGGACGAGGAGGAGGACAUCAAGGAGGCAUUCAAUGUGUUCGAUCAGAACGGAGACGGGUUCAUCACCGUGGAGGAGUUGAGAUCGGUGUUGGCUUCUUUGGGGCUCAAGCAAGGGAGGACCCUAGAAGAAUGCAAGAGGAUGAUCAAGAAGGUGGACAUGGAUGGGGAUGGGAUGGUCAACUUUAACGAGUUUAAGCAGAUGAUGAAAGGUGGUGGAUUUGCUGCCCUGAGUUCGAGUUCAUAGACCAUGCAUAUGUAGAGGCUUUUUCCUUUCCUUUUUUUUUUUUUUUUUUUUUUUUUUACUUUUCUUUGUUCUUAUUUUUAUUAUAGAGAGGGAGAUAUAAAUAGAGAGAGAGACAGAGGGAGAAGGAAGAAAGAUGAAUCUUCAGGAGAAGGAAGAAAGAUGAAUCUUCUAGGAUAACUCUUGCAUUAUUUUUAUUGAUGAAUGCAAUAAAUAUGUAUGUUUCAUUUUA